AUGAAUUCGAAUGCUGACAAGCGAGCCACAAGAGUCCAACCUUCUCAGGUUGCACUGCUGCCGCAGCUUCCAUCCGAGAAUGAAGGAGUAUCGCAAUUUUCCGACCCCAAAUCAAAGCCUGGCAAUUUCGUUCCCAAUUCCCACCCAACUAAAACCCCUCCAUCCUCACCCCUAGAGCCUGGCGGCAAGCUCAUCAGAGGUGCACCACGAGCCUUGGCUCUUCAAGCAAACACCCAUACUGGCUCGGAUUUUAAUGUACGGAAUGAGUCACCUUGGGAUACUUACAAGAAAUCCUACGAAUGUGAUCUAGCUGGAACAGUUAUUGUAUGCGUCCGGGCUUCCGAUGGGCGUGUUGCACGGGCGAUUCGUCGAUUCUCAAGCAUGGACUGUGACAAAAUCCUCGAAGUUAUCCGUUUGACAAACCACAAGAAUGUUGCUUCCGUCCGGGAAUGUUUUCGCACCUCUGAUUCCCUGUACACUCUCGGCGAGUUUGACCCGCUGUCACUGGACCAUAUUGUUGCUUGCAAAGCUUUCCCAGAUCAGCAACAGCUGGCUGCUAUCAUGUCCCAGUUUCUGGAAGGACUGGCGCAUUUGGUAACCCAGGGCUUCUGCCAUCCUGCUUUGGAUUGUUCUAGCGUCCUCAUGAAUCUUAGUGGGGAGGUCAAGAUCGCGCGGAUUGACUGCUGUAUUCCCCGGCAGAUAGGCCGGGCCCAAGCGAGGGAUCUAGCACCUGCGUCGAGAAUUAUGAUGGAAUUGAUGCAAAAGUACGUCAAGGACGACGGGGCAGUCGGGAUUGAUAAUCUUGAGCGCUGGCAAGCUUGCCCAGCUGCUAUAGAAUUUCUUUCCGCGAUUACCUCGGCCAGCUCAUUUGAAGAACUGAAAAAUGUUUGUGACCUACCCAGUUACCUCGCUCUGCAAUUACUCAUAGCUCUUAAGCAACCAUUUUUGACAGGAACUCGAUGGUGUCUCGGCGACCUCAUCGGCCUUGCUUGGUUUGCUCUGAUAUCCGCCCGUACGUUCUACUCGUACACACCGAAUUAA
Molecule: messenger RNA, 1041 nt
Organism: Penicillium samsonianum
Lineage: Eukaryota; Fungi; Ascomycota; Eurotiomycetes; Eurotiales; Aspergillaceae
Exons: 3
Coding region: 1-1041 (346 amino acids)
Source: RefSeq, a predicted model, not a curated record